Molecule: messenger RNA, 1515 nt
Organism: Oryza brachyantha (malo sina)
Lineage: Eukaryota; Viridiplantae; Streptophyta; Magnoliopsida; Poales; Poaceae
Product: RHOMBOID-like protein 10, chloroplastic
Exons: 9
Coding region: 49-1086 (345 amino acids)
Cellular component (GO): chloroplast membrane
Molecular function (GO): serine-type endopeptidase activity
Source: RefSeq, a predicted model, not a curated record
GUCAAAAGGCCGGCGUUCCACGGGGAUCCACGUCGCAGGCGGGUGCCCAUGGCGUCGUCAUCGUCGUGGCUGCUGCUCCCCUCCUUCCCGUGGCCUCCCCCGCCCCCUCCCGGCUCCUCCUCCGGCCGCGGCGGCGGCGGUGGAGACCCCGGGGACUGGAAGCCCAACGUCGUCGCGGCCUUCGCCGGCGCCCAACUCGGCCGCGCCCUCCGCCGCCGCCUGGCUGGCCUCCUCCGAUCGACGGAGGCGCGACAUCUUGGUGCCUUGCCAAGGAUAGGAGACAUUUGGUUUGAAGGAUCGAACUCACUCGUGACACACCCAAUUCUUGGCGUGUUGGGAAAUGCGCUUUCCACACCGUAUGCUUGCAGCUCUGUUUUGUUCAAUGGAAAUGGAUCGGACAGGAGAUACAUCGGUAAGGGAAAGUCGUUCUCCGGAAGGCCGGGUGGAAUCAAUUUGAAGAAGAGGCUUUGGACUAAUAUUCUUCUUGCUGUUAAUAUUCUGGCUUAUGUUGCUCAGAUAACUACGCAAGGAAAAUUACUUAUAUGGGGAGCUAAGAUCAACAGUAUGAUUGAUAGAGGAGAACUCUGGCGUCUGGCUACAUCAUCUCUUCUUCAUGCAAAUCUUGCUCAUCUUGCUUUCAACUGUUUUUCUUUAAAUUCAAUUGGGCCUAUGGUGGAAAUGCUAACUGGUCCUAGAAGAUUUCUUGCUGUGUAUUUCACUUCAGCGCUGACAGGUUCAUUAAUGAGUUACCGCUAUUGCGCAUCUCCUGCAGUUGGUGCAUCAGGGGCCAUUUUUGGAUUGGUUGGUGCCUAUGCUGUUUAUACAUGGAGGCACAGGAGAUUUUUGGGGCAUGGAAAAGAAAGCUUAGAGCACAUUGGGCGUGUUGUUGUCUUGAAUAUGGGUAUGGGUCUCCUUUCAAGGGGCAUUGAUAACUGGGGCCAUUUGGGAGGCUUGCUCGGAGGCAUGGCUAUGGCAUGGUUCCUCGGUCCAGCUUGGCAAUAUCAAUAUGUGUCAAGGGAUGGAAGAGCAGUGUUCAAAGAUAAUGCCCCCAUUCUCCAACUUAUAAACGGGAAAUGGUUGAGGUAGAAUUUUGCAUUUAAAACGGAUUCCUAGCUUGUGUGAGACACACAGAUUGAAGAGGGGUGGGGUUUGACAAUGCUAAGGUGGACUCCUAGUUUGGCAGAAGAAGAAAAAAAAAAGGCAUGGCUGAUGCUCAGCUAUUUCCAAGGAAACACCAGCUCCGUAUACUCUUACAGAAUCAAGAGCGGCAUUGAGUUCACCUGAGUCGUUAUUUUUGGAUAUAAGUUGCAAUUGUCUAUACUGUUAUGGAUUAUAGCUAGGCAAUACUCAAUAGUCACCUCCAGCAAUUGUAUUUAACAUGCUUACGAGGUGUUACUGGGCCCGAGUUACACGCACUGUGUACAUGAACUCAUAUUUGAUACAGCUAAUAUACUCAGUAAUAGCUUGAGUGUAUUAAUCUAUCGGCCUUUUUUUUCUUGGCGAUAUGAUGUGAGC